Messenger RNA from Ciona intestinalis (vase tunicate), 1346 nucleotides. The record is from RefSeq and is a predicted model, not a curated record. NCBI's taxonomy places the organism in Eukaryota, Metazoa, Chordata, Ascidiacea, Phlebobranchia, Cionidae.
AUCCUUGUUACAUAUUUCAGGUUAUUAUAUUUCAUUAUAUAUUAUCACGUCGUAGUGUUAAGAUUAGGUAACACGAUGCCUAACUCGAAGUUGUUGGUUUUUAUUGGAGUGGGACUUACAUUUGUAGUUUUCGUCAUUCAUCAUUACUCAAAUGUGAUAUCGCAACAACUAAACAUGGUGAAAGAGAUCGCGGAAACCGUGGAACAUGAAGAAAAAAUUGUUGUUGCGCAACUCCAGCACAUUCCGGUCAUCGAACAACCGGAAGAAAGCAAAGGGCUUGGAACCCCCGGCGAAGCUACCCCUCAACAAGAAUUUGAACGAUUAUGGAACUACAUUUAUAAAAUGCAGUACAAAUGCACGAAUAGCGAAUACCUCGGUGGACGUGCCAUAGACCGUGAUGGAGCUUACGACUUAUGCAAAGAACCAAAGUUCUGGGAGCGGGCAAACGAUCCCAACUACAAAUGCCUUAUGUAUUCCUUUGGUGUCGGAAAUGAUUUUACUUUUGAUGACGAGGUUGCAAAGCGCGGAUGUGAAGUUCAUUCCUUUGAUCCAACAAUGGACCUUUCGGAUGGUCACGUGAGAGAUUCAGGUGUCGUAUUUCACAAACUGGGAAUUUCAAGUGAAAAUAUUGACAAAGAUGCUAAUGGCUGGAAAAUGAGGAACUUUAAAACGCUGAUUAAAGAGCUUGGACACAACGGAAGAUAUAUGGAUUAUUUAAAAAUUGAUACAGACGCUCCACAAGGAGGAUUUGAAGACACCUUGAUGCAAGAACUACUGGACACUGGUUUGUACAAGUGCGUUCGACAGUACGCCCAGGAAAUCCAUCUGUUGGGUCCCAUUUCAAAUCCUGACAAAUUGAAGCGAUGCAGAAAUAUUUACCGACAACUGACGACAUUGAAUGAGCAUGGUUGGCGAUUGUACAAUAACACAGACAACGUAAGAGCAACGAGAAUCGUCCAAAAAAACCCAAAUUUUCAACAGAUUCAGAAUAAAGCGGGCAUGGUUAAUAAAGGUGGAGCAAUUUUAUGGGAAACUGCAUUUGUUAACUUUAAAGUAGAAAGUCCGUGCAAAGUUGAAUGAUAUUCAUGAAUAUUUCGUUUACAUAUCUAAAACGGCGUGUUUUUAGACGUAAUUUAUACAACAUAACGAACUUAAAAGCAUAAAAAUACUCAAAUAACGAGGUUAUAAAAUAUUAGAAACAUUUACCCGUAUAUACAAUAGAAUAAUGCAACCACAUUUAUUGUUUAUGAUGUGUCUGGAUAUUGCUUAUAUCUUGUUUUUUUAAAGUAGCUUUUUAAUAAAUGUAGUAGUAUAGCUUUCAAACAACAAGAACCAAUUCUUUCAAA